AUGCGCCGCUCCUGCGCUCGCUCUAAACUCAGGGCUCCUGCUAAGCUAGUGCGGCCGUGUCUACCUUCAGCCACCACCAUGAUUAUCCUUGAGGACCUCAUCAGCCACGAUGAAAUGUUCUCCGACAUUUACAAGAUCUGGGAGGGGCUGCGCCUGGAGGUGGAGGGCAAGAUGGUCAGUAGAACAGAGGGUAACAUUGAUGACUUGCUCAUUGGUAGAAAUGCCUCUGCUGAAGGCCCAGAGUGCAAAGGUACUGGAAGCACAGUAGUCACUGGAGUUGAUAUGGUCAUGAACCAUCACCUGCAGGAAACCAGCUUCACGAAAGAGGCCUACAAGAAGUCCAUCAAAGACUAUAUGAAAUCAAUCAAAGGCAAACUUGAAGAACAAAGGCCAGAAAGAGUAAAGCCUUUUAUGAUAGGGGCUGCAGAACAAAUCGAGCACAUCCUUGCUAAUUUCAAAAGCUAUCAGUUCUUUACUGGUGCAAACAUGAAUCCAGUUGGCACGGCUGCUCUCCUGGACUACCGCAAAAUUGAGGUAAGAAGACCAUCAAGAAGAGAACUUGAGAGCUGUCCCUACUUGGAAGAGAAAUUUGAACCCUUCAUUGACGUUCCUGUUAGUUACUGGACAUGUUCCAUGAGAGCCAUGAAAGUACCACUCUCCAAGUCAAAAGGUGGUGUCAGCUCCACCAGUGAGCCCUGGACUGUGUCCAGCCUUCAGAUGCUGAGCAAAUCUAAUCAGAUGGAAGCAUUCUGGGAACAAGCCUUGCCACAGAAUGGAUGA
This is a messenger RNA of Heterocephalus glaber (naked mole-rat), 780 nucleotides long. Lineage: Eukaryota; Metazoa; Chordata; Mammalia; Rodentia; Bathyergidae. The record is from RefSeq and is a predicted model, not a curated record.